Messenger RNA from Nipponia nippon (crested ibis), 3138 nucleotides. Lineage: Eukaryota; Metazoa; Chordata; Aves; Pelecaniformes; Threskiornithidae. The record is from RefSeq and is a predicted model, not a curated record.
GUAUCAAGCAUGAUGGAACUAUGUGUGAUACUUGUCGACAGCAACCCAUCAUUGGUAUCCGAUGGAAAUGUGCUGAAUGUACAAAUUAUGACUUGUGCACAGUUUGCUAUCAUGGGGACAAACAUCACUUGAGGCAUCGUUUUUACAGAAUUACCACACCAGGAAGUGAAAGGGUAUUGUUGGAGUCUCGCCGUAAAUCAAAGAAAAUUACAGCAAGAGGAAUCUUUGCAGGUGCCAGGGUGGUGCGAGGAGUUGACUGGCAAUGGGAAGAUCAAGAUGGUGGCAAUGGGCGUAGAGGAAAGGUAACUGAAAUCCAGGAUUGGAGUGCGUCGAGUCCACAUAGCGCAGCAUAUGUUCUUUGGGACAAUGGUGCUAAAAACCUUUACAGAGUUGGCUUUGAGGGCAUGUCUGACCUGAAAUGUGUCCAAGAUGCAAAAGGAGGCUCUUUCUACAGGGACCAUUGUCCUGUGUUAGGUGAGCAAAACGGUAACAGAAACCCUGGUGGGCUGCAAAUAGGUGACCUUGUAAACAUUGACCUUGAUUUGGAAAUUGUACAGUCUUUGCAGCAUGGUCAUGGAGGAUGGACUGAUGGCAUGUUUGAAACUUUAACAACAACUGGAACAGUUUGUGGCAUUGAUGAGGAUCAUGACAUUGUGGUACAAUAUCCAAGUAGCAACAGGUGGACGUUUAAUCCAGCUGUUCUCACCAAAGCCAAUGUUGUUCGAAGUGGAGAUGCUGCUCAAGGUGCAGAAGGAGGUACCUCUCAAUUUCAAGUGGGUGACCUUGUUCAAGUAUGUUAUGACUUAGAGCGAAUCAAGCUCCUUCAGAGAGGUCAUGGAGAGUGGGCUGAAGCAAUGCUUCCAACUUUAGGUAAAGUUGGUCGGGUCCAGCAGAUCUAUUCAGACAGCGACUUAAAGGUAGAGGUUUGUGGGACAUCUUGGACAUAUAAUCCAGCAGCUGUCUCAAAGGUGGCAUCAGCAGGAUCUGCUAUAAGUAAUGCAUCUGGUGAGAGAUUGUCCCAGCUAUUGAAGAAAUUAUUUGAAACCCAAGAAUCUGGAGAUCUCAAUGAAGAAUUGGUUAAAGCUGCUGCCAAUGGAGAUGUUGCUAAAGUGGAAGACCUGCUAAAGAGACCAGACGUAGAUGUGAAUGGACAAUGCGCUGGACACACAGCUAUGCAAGCUGCUAGUCAGAAUGGCCAUGUCGACAUUUUGAAGUUGCUUCUGAAACAGAAUGUGGAUGUAGAAGCAGAGGACAAAGAUGGAGACAGGGCCGUCCAUCACGCAGCCUUUGGUGAUGAGGGUGCUGUGAUAGAGGUUUUGCACCGAGGCAGUGCAGAUUUGAAUGCUCGCAACAAACGCAGGCAGACUCCGCUUCAUAUUGCUGUCAACAAAGGUCAUCUGCAAGUUGUGAAGACUCUGCUGGACUUUGGCUGCCAUCCUAGUCUCCAGGAUUCUGAAGGCGACACUCCACUUCAUGAUGCAAUAAGUAAAAAGCGUGAUGACAUCCUUGCUGUAUUGUUAGAAGCGGGAGCAGAUGUUACUAUCACCAACAACAAUGGGUUUAAUGCUCUUCACCAUGCUGCACUAAGAGGAAACCCUAGUGCAAUGCGUGUAUUGUUGUCCAAGUUACCACGACCAUGGAUUGUUGAUGAGAAGAAAGAUGAUGGUUACACUGCCUUGCAUCUGGCAGCUCUCAAUAAUCAUGUGGAAGUGGCUGAACUUUUGGUGCAUCAGGGCAAUGCUAACCUGGAUAUCCAGAAUGUUAACCAGCAAACUGCUCUGCACCUUGCCGUUGAACGACAGCAUACACAAAUUGUUAGGCUCUUAGUCCGUGCAGGUGCUAAGCUGGAUAUUCAGGAUAAAGAUGGGGAUACUCCCCUGCAUGAAGCCCUGAGACACCACACCCUGUCACAGCUCCGCCAACUCCAAGACAUGCAAGAUGUGGGCAAGGUAGAUACUGCUUGGGAGCCAUCAAAGAACACAUUAAUAAUGGGACUUGGCACUCAGGGAGCAGAGAAGAAGAGUGCAGCAUCUAUUGCCUGCUUCCUGGCAGCCAACGGAGCUGACCUCAGCAUUCGUAAUAAGAAGGGUCAGUCUCCUCUCGACCUCUGCCCUGAUCCUAGUCUCUGCAAAGCAUUGGCUAAAUGUCACAAAGAAAAAGUCAGUGGUCAGGUUGGUUCCCGAAGUCCAUCUAUGAUCAACAAUGAUUCUGAAACCUUGGAAGAAUGCAUGGUGUGUUCAGACAUGAAGAGAGAUACUCUGUUUGGCCCAUGUGGACACAUUGCCACGUGUUCUCUUUGUUCACCACGGGUGAAAAAAUGCCUCAUCUGUAAAGAACAAGUUCAGUCUAGGACAAAGAUUGAAGAAUGUGUAGUAUGUUCAGACAAAAAGGCAGCAGUGCUUUUCCAGCCUUGUGGUCAUAUGUGUGCCUGUGAGAAUUGUGCAAGCUUGAUGAAGAAAUGUGUACAGUGUCGGGCAGUGGUUGAGCGAAGAGUGCCUUUCAUAAUGUGCUGCGGAGGGAAAGCAAGUGGAAACAUUCCAGUUUUGCAGAAAGACAAAGACAACACCAAUGUCAAUGCGGAUGUACAGAAGCUGCAGCAACAGUUACAAGACAUCAAGGAACAGACUAUGUGUCCUGUCUGUUUGGACCGUCUGAAGAAUAUGAUCUUUCUCUGUGGCCAUGGAACGUGUCAACUUUGUGGAGACCGAAUGAGUGAAUGCCCUAUAUGCCGCAAGGCAAUUGAACGAAGGAUCCUUUUGUAUUAAGUAGUGGAACCAGUGUCUUUUAUUAGUUUAUGAAAUAGUAAGGACAUUUCGAUGAUUUAAAUCUCUCUACGUUCGAAAGGCAGUAAAGGGUUCUAAUGAAAACAUUUCUAAUACUGUAGCACAGGUUCAUUACAUGGUAAUUGUUUAAAGACUGUGAACACACCAAAUAAGAGAACAGUAUUUGAACAGUCAGCUUUUAGCUUUACUCUUAAAAAACAUCUAAGCCUGAAGCAAAUUUAAACUAGUCGUCUCUUCAUUUUCUUUCUGUCUUCUUCUUCCCCUUAAAGUUUAAAGGGACAAUCUUAUUUUGGUUUCGUUCAUGUUUUUUAAUGUAUGUAUCAGGUGUCAAGUGAUAUAAGGGGUUUUUUUAUAU